Molecule: messenger RNA, 2376 nt
Organism: Camelus dromedarius (Arabian camel)
Lineage: Eukaryota; Metazoa; Chordata; Mammalia; Artiodactyla; Camelidae
Gene: TRPV3
Product: transient receptor potential cation channel subfamily V member 3
Exons: 17
Coding region: 1-2376 (791 amino acids)
Biological process (GO): actin filament organization; osmosensory signaling pathway; calcium ion import across plasma membrane
Cellular component (GO): cilium; plasma membrane
Molecular function (GO): protein binding; calcium channel activity
Source: RefSeq, a predicted model, not a curated record
AUGAACACCCACCCCAAGGAGAUGGUGCCCUUCAUGGGCAGAAGAGCCACCAUCGCCAGUGGGAGCCCUGCCAUCAUGCAGGAGAAGAGGCCGGCAGACAUCACCCCCACCAAGAAGAGCGCACACUUCUUCCUGGAGAUAGAAGGCUUUGAGCCCAACCCCACUGUCACCAAGACCUCUCCCCCCAUCUUCUCCAAGCCUAUGGACUCCAACAUCCGGCAGUGCAUCUCUGGCAACUGUGACGACAUGGACUCCCCACAGUCUCCUCAGGAUGACGCGACAGAGACCCCGUCCAAUCCCAACAGUCCCAGUGCAAACCUGGCCAAAGAAGAGAGGAGGCGCAAAAAGAAGCGGCUGAAAAAGCGCAUCUUUGCGGCCGUGUCCGAGGGCUGCGUGGAGGAGCUGCUGGAGCUGCUGGUGGAGCUGAAGGAGCUUUGCAGGUGGCGCCGUGAAAGUGAUGUGCCUGACUUCCUCAUGCACAAGCUGACGGCCAUGGACACAGGGAAGACAUGCCUGAUGAAGGCCCUGUUAAACAUCAACCCCAACACCAAGGAGAUCUUGCGGAUCCUACUGGCCUUUGCUGAUGAGAAUGACAUCCUGGACAGAUUCAUCAACGCUGAGUACACGGAGGAGGCCUAUGAAGGGCAGACGGCGCUGAACAUCGCCAUCGAGCGGCGGCAGGGAGACAUCACCGCGGCGCUCAUCGCGGCUGGCGCCGACGUCAACGCCCACGCCAAGGGCGUCUUCUUCAACCCCAAGUACCAGCACGAAGGCUUCUACUUCGGUGAGACACCCCUGGCCCUGGCAGCCUGCACCAACCAGCCCGAGAUCGUGCAGCUGCUGAUGGAGAACGAGCAGACGGACAUCACCUCCCAGGACUCACGGGGAAAUAACAUCCUCCAUGCGCUGGUGACGGUGGCCGAGGACUUCAAGACGCAGAAUGACUUCGUCAAGCGCAUGUACGACAUGAUCCUGCGGAGGAGUGGCAACUGGGAGCUGGAGACCAUGCGGAACAAUGAUGGCCUGACUCCGCUGCAGCUGGCCGCCAAGAUGGGCAAGGCCGAGAUCCUGAAGUACAUCCUCAGCCGUGAGAUCAAGGAGAAGCGGCUCCGGAGCCUGUCCAGGAAGUUCACCGACUGGGCCUACGGGCCCGUGUCAUCCUCGCUGUACGACCUCACCAACGUGGACACCACGACGGACAACUCGGUGCUGGAAAUCAUCGUCUACAACACCAACAUCGAUAACCGGCACGAGAUGCUGACCCUGGAGCCCCUGCACACGCUGCUGCAUAUGAAGUGGAAGAAGUUUGCCAAGUAUAUGUUCUUCCUGUCCUUCUGCUUUUAUUUCUUCUACAACAUCACCCUGACCCUCGUCUCCUACUACCGCCCCCGGGAGGAGGAGGCCCUGCCACACCCCUUGGCCCUCACGCACAAAAUGGGGUGGCUGCAGCUGCUAGGAAGGAUGUUCGUGCUCAUCUGGGCCAUGUGCAUUUCUGUGAAAGAGGGCAUCGCCAUCUUCCUGCUGAGACCCUCAGAUCUUCAGUCCAUCCUCUCAGAUGCCUGGUUUCACUUUGUCUUUUUUAUCCAAGCUGUGCUUGUGAUACUGUCUGUCUUCUUGUACUUGUUUGCCUACAAAGAGUACCUCGCCUGCCUCGUGCUGGCCAUGGCCCUGGGCUGGGCGAACAUGCUCUACUACACGCGGGGGUUCCAGUCCAUGGGCAUGUACAGCGUCAUGAUCCAGAAGGUCAUUUUGCACGAUGUCCUGAAGUUCUUGUUUGUAUAUAUCGUGUUCUUACUUGGAUUUGGAGUAGCCCUGGCAUCGCUGAUUGAGAAGUGUCCCAAGGACCAUGAGGACUGCAGCUCAUAUGGCAGCUUCAGCGAUGCAGUGCUGGAACUCUUCAAGCUCACCAUAGGCCUGGGCGACCUGAACAUCCAGCAGAACUCCAAGUACCCCAUCCUCUUCCUGUUCCUGCUCAUCACCUACGUCAUCCUCACCUUUGUCCUCCUCCUCAACAUGCUCAUUGCCCUGAUGGGAGAGACCGUGGAGGACGUCUCCAAGGAGAGUGAGCGCAUCUGGCGCCUACAGAGAGCCAGGACCAUCUUGGAGUUUGAGAAAAUGUUACCAGAAUGGCUGAGGAGCAGAUUCCGGAUGGGCGAGCUGUGUAAAGUGGCCGAGGAAGAUUUCCGACUGUGUUUGCGGAUCAACGAGGUGAAGUGGACUGAAUGGAAAACUCACGUCUCCUUCCUCAACGAAGAUCCGGGGCCUGGGAGACGGACAGCAGAUUUCAACAAACUCCAAGAUUCUUCCAGGAGCAACAGCAAAACUACCCUCAAUGCAUUUGGUGAAAUCGAUGAAUUUCCGGAAACGUCAGUGUAG